Molecule: messenger RNA, 813 nt
Organism: Rhinocladiella mackenziei CBS 650.93
Lineage: Eukaryota; Fungi; Ascomycota; Eurotiomycetes; Chaetothyriales; Herpotrichiellaceae
Exons: 5
Coding region: 1-813 (270 amino acids)
Biological process (GO): endoplasmic reticulum membrane organization
Cellular component (GO): plasma membrane; endoplasmic reticulum membrane
Molecular function (GO): FFAT motif binding
Source: RefSeq, a predicted model, not a curated record
AUGUCCGUUGACCUCCAGCCAUCUGAACUGGGCUUCAGGCGCCCCUUUAAUCGCGAAGUCACCGAAAUACUCAAGCUCACAAAUUGGAACGGUGCUCCUGUUGCUUUCAAAGUCAAGACUACUGCCCCCAAGCAAUAUUGCGUGCGACCAAACUCUGGCAUGAUUCAACCCAAUGAUACCGUCGAGGUGCAAGUUCUCCUACAAGCCAUGAAAGAAGAUCCUCCUCUAGAUGCCAAAUGUCGGGAUAAAUUUCUUGUUCAAUCCGUCCUGACCUCUCCUGAUCAAGACCCAAAUGUCACAACUCUCUGGCAAACAGUUGAGAAGACUGCGAAAAGUUCGAUACAAGAGCGAAAGAUCCGCGUCAAUUUCCUUCCUGCUGCAGAGGCUCCAACACCAAACGGUGUCUCGUCUCAUGAAGAACAACCACCGGCAUACUCUUCUCCAUCUUCGCAAUUUGGUUCUCCGGCUCCACAAUCCUCAUCCGUCACACAGGCCGCUGAGACCGCCAAAACAUCCGCCGCAAAUGCCGCUGACGCGAGCGGAGUUACUGCUGUCGCAGCGGCCGCAGCGGCCGUUUCCCAUGCUAUGCCAAUGUCGAGCGAAGAGUUGAAAGAACAAUUAGCAGCCGCAAAGGACCAGAUCCAAAAAUUGACCAGCCAAUUGCAAGAUACACAAUCCCGACAAAGGAAGGUUCAAGAAGCAGGCGAGAAGGUCCAAACAGUUGUUCAACAAAGCCACGAGACGGGAGUACCCCUACAGAUUGUGGCAGGGCUCUGCUUGCUCAGCUUCCUCAUUGCUUACCUUUUCUUCUGA